This is a messenger RNA of Cylicocyclus nassatus, 538 nucleotides long. Lineage: Eukaryota; Metazoa; Nematoda; Chromadorea; Rhabditida; Strongylidae. The record is from the annotation of a GenBank genome assembly.
GUACAGCAUAAAAGGCUGUCACAUUGUCUCAUUUUCAUCGUUACAGAUGAAUUCGCUCCUGCUGCUUUCGGCCGCUGUGCUCGUCGCCGUCCAUGCGGAAAUGCAAAAUGUCACGGUCAAGGGCACCAUUAUGUGUAACAAAAAGCGAAUGCCUGACGUUCUGGUGGAACUGUGGGAGAGAGACAGCUUCGACCCCAACGACCUUCUAGACUCGAAAAGGACGGGCAAAAAAGGCAAAUUUAUUGUAAAAGGAGGCCACGAUGAACUCGGUUCCAUUGAGCCAUUCCUCAGAAUCACACACACUUGCAAUGUGAAACCGGGCUGCAAACGAAUUACAGUAUAUAACAUCCCAAAAUCGAAAAUUGGACUCGUCUAUGACAUGACUUAUGUGUCGCUGGAUAUCAUCUCCUCUGAAGACAAGGAAGAAUGCUAAGACCCCACAGCUUUUUUAAAGUGUAUCUUGUAUAUUUCCCUAUCAUUGAUGUUGAACUCUCUGAUUAAUUAUGCCAAAAAGAGCAUGGCUAAUGAAACGUAUAGG